AUGCUCCGGCCGUCGUUAGUUUGCCUCCUGGGAGCAAUUUCAGCGGCUCGACUGUUUGUGCAGCGGCGGGCGUUAUCUUCUUCAUUUCGUGUGAUGCGUGGCCUUGGCAAUCCCAAUGGAUGCCAUCAGGUGGAACGCGUUGUUGGGGGCGCCAAUUGUUCCACGUGGACGUCCAAGCGCUUUCUUUUAGUUGAGACGAGUGAGACGCCGAAUCCCGAUUGUCUGCGUUUCUACUCGAUGGAGUUGUCAUUUCUGAAACCCGGUUUCUCAAUGGACUUUCCGAAUGCUGGGCACGCUUACAAGUCACCCCUGGCGGAGAUAUUGUUUAGCAUCGAUGGGGUAGAAGCUGUGUACAUUGCUGAUGAGUACAUCACGGUAAGAAAAGGUCAUCUUGUGGAUUGGGAUUCCAUUCUGCCGAUGAUAAAAGAGAGUAUAGCCGAGUUUGCGGAGAGCAAGGUGAACAUUCUUUCCGAAGAAGGAGAAGAGCUUCUUUCAGGACACAAUGAAGACACCGAACCCAAAGAUGACGAUGACGAGGUGAUUCUAGCUGUCAAGGAAUUGCUUGCCACACGCAUACGGCCCAUGCUGCAGGCUGACGGCGGGAACGUGCGCUAUUUGGACAUGGACGACGGCACGGUAUUUGUGUUGCUGGAAGGUGCGUGUAAAUCGUGCCCGUCCGCUAGCGUGACGCUUAAAAAUGGCAUUGAGCGCAUGCUUAUGCACUGGAUACCGGAGGUGGUGGAGGUCCAGGAGUGCACGGAGGAGAUGGCGGAUGAUAUUUUGGCAGAGAAGGCUCUACGGAAAAAGAUGAAAGACGAUGGCGUCACAAUUUCUGCCAAGUGA
Molecule: messenger RNA, 843 nt
Organism: Trypanosoma cruzi
Lineage: Eukaryota; Euglenozoa; Kinetoplastea; Trypanosomatida; Trypanosomatidae
Exons: 1
Coding region: 1-843 (280 amino acids)
Biological process (GO): iron-sulfur cluster assembly
Cellular component (GO): mitochondrion
Molecular function (GO): iron-sulfur cluster binding; iron ion binding
Source: RefSeq, a predicted model, not a curated record